This is a messenger RNA of Carassius carassius (crucian carp), 4601 nucleotides long. RefSeq names its product anaphase-promoting complex subunit 1-like. Gene Ontology annotation, molecular function: molecular adaptor activity. Gene Ontology annotation, cellular component: anaphase-promoting complex. The record is from RefSeq and is a predicted model, not a curated record. NCBI's taxonomy places the organism in Eukaryota, Metazoa, Chordata, Actinopteri, Cypriniformes, Cyprinidae. Gene Ontology annotation, biological process: protein K11-linked ubiquitination; metaphase/anaphase transition of mitotic cell cycle; anaphase-promoting complex-dependent catabolic process.
UUUCACAGAAAUAAUGCUGAUAUUGGGAACUCAUGUCGCACGUCUAUUUAGAGAAGGCCACAAUGAUAGCCGCAGGCGAAUUGCAUUCGUUUGUUCCGUUCGGUCGUGAGCAGUGCAAAAAUCACCUGAAAGCCGCGAAUCUCCAGCUGCGGCAGCUCCAGCCAGCCUCCGAGCUCUGGUCCUCUGACGGGGCGGCUGGACUCACAGGAUCCCUUCAGGAGGUCACUCUACAGGAGCUUGAGAAGGAGCACUGGCAGCUGAGGAAGGGAGCUGCUCCUGAUGAGGUUGAAUAUGAGGAGGAGCUGUAUGUGGCUGGAAACAUGGUCAUAUGGAGUCGUGGCAGUAAGAAUCAAGCCUCAUAUGUGUAUAAGGCCUUCACGGUGGACACCCCAGUUCAGCAGGCUCUAUAGUGUACUUUCACUGUCCCUCAGUCUAAAAAGGAUGUUGAGGAUGUUGUGGAGCAGACGGUGUGUAUUGUUCAGAGCACCUGUGUGAAUGUCCACAGCAUGAGUGGGAAAGACUUCAUAUCUCACCUGCCAUUUCAGGUCUCCACUCUCUGGUCAACAAAGUUUGGCCUGCUUUUAGAGCAUAAAAAUAUUACAGUUGAUUGCCACAUGAGCCCCAUCAGGGAACCUCUCCCGACUUUGUUCAGCAUGCUGCAUCCGCUAGAUGAAAUCGCUCGUUGUAAGUCCACUGGUCUCUUUGAGUGCCUUCUCCAGUAUGUUUCAGACAGCGCUCUGAGAGUGGUGUUCACCUGCCACGGGCCCUCCAUUAUCAUGACGUACGACACACAGCAGUGCACACACACCGUCUGGACCCUGUGCAGAGUCACACCUGAGGAGCAGGUCACUGUAUUAAAGUGUCCAGACCAGGCCGGGCCAGUUCACACUCCCAAUGCAGCCCCCAGCUUCCUUAGCACCCACCUGAGAAACGUGACCCGGCUGGACUCGCCCGCCUUACCCCUUCACUGCCACGCCCUACACAACCAGAGCCGUAUGUAUUCCACUGUAUGGAAAUUUGCUGUAGGCAGUAGAAGUUUUAUAUGAAAAGUUGAUUUAAAUACACUAUCAUUCAAAAGUCGGGCUCGUUCACUUGGCAUCGCCGUGCCCUCCUUCUCUGGAGCUCAGUGCUUCAACAUGCCAUGCCACACGCCGUCCCCACGAGGCCACAGCUUCCUGGCCUCACCCAACAGCACCCUGAAUGAUACAGCCCUGCUUCCAGAAAUGGAGCCAAUUCUUCCCGACCUCUGCAUUGAGCAGCUGUGGACAGAAACCAGCGCUAUCUCCAGGGAGAAAGGCGGCCAGUCCUCUAAAGUCUUCAUCACCUCUGACCUGGUCGAGUCUCACCAGCAGCUCAGGUGUGUCAAAUUUCUGGAGAGCAAUGAAACUUCUCAACUGAUAGUUGCAUCAGUGACCGUCAUCAAAGCAAAAGAUGCUGCCCCUCUUGAGGACAUUCAUAUCAUGCUGGUGCUUGAGGCCAAUGGAAGUCUGGUCUUGUACACAGGGGUCACACGGGUCAGCAAAGUAUUUAUCCCUGGCCUUCUGUGUCCUACCUUCAGUGUGCAAAGCCACCAGCCGCAGUUAAGCACCCCUCUGGAGAACAUCAGCACCCCUGCCAGGGCCACAGUUCAGCAUAUGAGCCGGCUGGAGGAGGUUCGCAGCUCGACACACCACCAUGAGUCAUCCCGGCUGGAAGACCCUCCCUUCCAGCAGGCCGCACCUCACAUCCACAGCUUCAGAGACCCUGUCAGCAACAGUCACGCUGUCAAGCGUUGCCUGCAGGCCAUCAGGUUUAUUUUACCCAAGGACACUGCCAUGAAAGUGCUGGUCAAGUGGUACAACAGUUACAACGCCCCUAGAGGUCCCAGCAUGCACCUGGAGUGGAACCUGGACCUUCAACUGGAGGAUUUCAUUGAUCUGUACUGGCGCGAUUACCCCUCAUUCAUCAAAACCUUCAAGGAGGCCUGCGUGAUUGAUCAAGCUCAGAUGGCCCGUGCUCCUGGACGGGGAAGCCCCGUGUGUGUUCAGCUGGCUCAGUCGCUGUCUGAGAGGGCAGAGCAGCGUGAAGCCGCUCCUUCAUCUGGAUGCCUGGCUGAGAAGCUGGUGCUGUGGUUGACCUCUGCAGGAUUUACAUUGAAGGAUCUGGAGUCGGUUCCGUUUGGUGUGGCUCUGCCGAUCAGAGACGCCAUCUACCCAUGCAGAGAGCAUCCCUGCUCUGAUUGGUCUGAGGAGGUCUGCCCUCUGAUUGGGCGACAGGACCUGACAAAACAAGCUCACAAAGUGACCCUUGCCAAUCGUAAAUCGAGCUCCAGACCUGUCCGGGUCAAUGUGCCCCACUUGCCUGAAAUCAGUGAUCUUGAGUGCAUAGAGGAGAAAGAGAACAAGCUGCUGCAGUUGUGCCAGCGCACCAUGGCUCUUCCGGUGGGACAGGGACUCUUUACUAUUUUCUCUUACCAUCCUGUGCCAACUGAACCACUUCCUAUGCCCAAACUCAACCUGACUGGCCGCGCUCCUCCCAGGAACACUGUGGUGGACCUGAAAAGCGGUGACAUCGAUGUGCCGCCCAACAUGACCAGCUGGCCCAUCUUUCAUAACGGAGUGGCGGCUGGUCUUAAGAUCGCCCCUGCCUCUCAGGUGGAAUCUGCCUGGAUUGCAUACAACAAACCCAAAAGUGCUGACCUGGCCAAUGAAUACGCCGGUUUCCUCAUGGCCCUGGGCCUCAAUGGCCACCUCACUAAACUAGCAACCUUUAAUAUCCAUGACUACCUCACCAAGGGUCAUGAGAUGACGAGUAUUGGGCUGCUGUUGGGUGUUUCUGCUGCCAGACUGGGCACCAUGGACAUGUCCAUCACCCGUCUGCUAAGCAUCCACAUUCCCGCGCUGCUGCCGCCCCCCUCCACCAAGCUGGACGUGCCUCACAGCGUGCAAGUGGCUGGUGUGGUUGGCAUUGGCCUGAUUUACCAGGGCACCGGCCACCACCACAGUGCAGAGGUGUUGUUGGCAGAGAUCGGACGUCCACCUGGUCCUGAGAUGGAGUACUGUAUGGACAGGGAGUCCUACUCCCUAGCAGCAGGACUCGCACUUGGCAUGGUCUGCUUGGGACAUGGCAGUAACCUGAUCGGGAUGACCGACCUGAACGUGCCCGAGCAGCUCUAUCAGUAUAUGGUGGGAGGUCAUCGACACAUGCAUGCUGGCAUCAACAGAGAGAAACACAAGUCUCCCAGCUAUCAGAUCAAGGAGGGUGACACUAUCAAUGUGGACGUGACCUGUCCUGGUGCAACACUUGCCCUAGCCAUGAUUUACCUGAAAACAAACAAUAGGUCUAUAGCUGAUUGGCUGAAAGCCCCGGACACCAUGUUUCUGCUGGACUUCAUCAAGCCUGAGUUUUGGCUGCUGAGGACGCUGGCCAGAUGUCUUAUCAUGUGGGACGAGAUCUUUCCCAAUGCCGAAUGGGUGACCAGUAAUGUGCCUCAGAUCAUCCAAGAAAACAUUGGAAACCAGGAGCAGACAUCCAUCUCUGAGGAUCUUAACAUGGAGACCUUAGUUCAAGCUCAUGACUAUAUAAUUGCCAGAGGCUGCCUGGCUCUGGGAUUCCGGUUUGCUGGAUCUGCAAAUUCAGAUGCUUUUGACUGCUUAUACAAAUUUGCCAGAAACUUCAUGCAGUAUCUGACGACCUCUACGGCUACUGUGACAGGGCAGUAUAACCUGCAGACGUGUUUAAGCAUGGUCCUCCUGGCGGUUUCAAUGGUGAUGGCCGGUUCAGGGAACUUGAAAGUCUUGCAGCUGUACCGCUUCCUCCACAAACGCACCUGUGGCGAGAUGAACUAUGGCUUUCACAUGACCCAUCACAUGACUCUAGGCCUGCUCUUCCUGGGUGGAGGGAGGUACACACUCAGCACCUCCAACUCCGCUAUCACUGUCCUCCUUUGUGCACUUUAUCCUCAUUUUCCUGCACACAGCACAGACAACAGGUAUCACCUCCAGGCGUUGUGCCACCUGGCUGUGCUCGCAGCUGAACCUCGUCUGCUGGUGUCUGUGGAUGUAGACACUCUCAAACCCUGCUACGCUCUGCUAGAUGUCACCUACAGGGAGACACAGUGGUAUGAAGAGACGACCAUGGAGUUGAUGGCUCCCACCAUGCUGCUUGAACUUCACCUUCUGAAACGGAUUAAGGUAAAAGGUCCAAGAUAUUGGGAGCUGAACAUCGACAUCAGUAAAGGAACCCAACAUCUGCAAUCCAUCCUAUCCAAAGACGGCGUUCUGUAUGUGAAGUUGCGCGCCGGACAGCUGCCCAACAAGGACGACCCUCAAGGCUGUAAGAGCUUACUGGCCCCCAACCUCAAAAACAGAAGCGCUGAAGUGCGCACUUUUAAGCCCGAGGCCAUGUCAACCUUCACCUCAGACGCAGCUCUGGUCUCCUUCGCCGAGUACUUCUGCAGAGCCUCGGAAAACAUGAAGCAUAAGCAGGAGACCGUGGCGUUACUGUCAGCAAUUCUGUAUGAAUGUGUGACUCAGGAAUAGCCUGAAAUGCUGCCAACACACAUCUCUACUGACCAGGCUUCGUAUGGUAAUGAAAAACCUGGAAAAGUCCUGAAAUGUUAA